Messenger RNA from Talaromyces proteolyticus, 1558 nucleotides. Its product is annotated as putative pyruvate dehydrogenase E1 beta subunit PdbA. Gene Ontology annotation, biological process: pyruvate decarboxylation to acetyl-CoA. The transcript has 4 exons. Gene Ontology annotation, molecular function: pyruvate dehydrogenase (acetyl-transferring) activity. Bases 212 to 1339 code for a protein of 375 amino acids. Lineage: Eukaryota; Fungi; Ascomycota; Eurotiomycetes; Eurotiales; Trichocomaceae. The record is from RefSeq and is a predicted model, not a curated record.
GGUGAUACUAAUUAAAUCAUACUACUGAAUUAUCAUCACGGCCAAAAUCUUCCUCCAACUGCCCCGAUCCGAUAAUCCCCGUCCCUGCCCUCCAUUCCAAUUCACUCAGCUUGCAUUCGGGGUGAAGCUGCCUUUGCACGGCCCUAUUCGACUUCUUCUGCAUUGUCUCUUGGUCUGGAUCGUUGCUCGUCUUGCUUUCCUGAAUCUCGCAAUGGCUGCUCCCCGGUUUCUCCGGCCAGCUGGUCGUCUGCUGCAAUCGCGAAUUUCCUCGCCAAUCCGCCCUGCGUUCAGAGCUCCAGCAUGUGCUCCCUCGACUUACUACCGGCGCACAUACGCGACAGAAGGAUCGAAAGAGGUGACCGUCAGAGAUGCCUUGAACGAGGCGCUCGCCGAAGAGCUCGAGAGCAACGAUAAGGUCUUCGUUCUCGGUGAGGAAGUUGCACAAUACAACGGAGCAUACAAAGUAACGCGAGGUCUUCUCGAUCGUUUUGGACCCAAGCGGGUUAUUGACACUCCUAUCACCGAAGCCGGUUUCGCUGGUCUGGCAGUUGGUGCCGCAUUGGCUGGCUUGCACCCCGUUUGCGAGUUCAUGACUUUCAACUUCGCCAUGCAAGCUAUCGAUCAGAUUAUCAACUCUGCUGCCAAAACACAUUACAUGUCCGGAGGUAUCCAGCCCUGCAACAUUACUUUCCGUGGUCCCAAUGGAUUUGCCUCUGGUGUUGCUGCGCAACACUCUCAAGACUACUCUGCCUGGUACGGAGCUAUCCCUGGUUUGAAGGUCGUCUCUCCCUGGAGCGCCGAGGAUGCCAAGGGUCUGCUGAAGGCAUCAAUUCGCGACCCUAACCCCGUUGUAUUCCUUGAAAAUGAAUUGCUCUACGGUGAGGCAUUCCCAAUGAGCGAGGCGUCCCGAAAGGACGACUUUGUUCUUCCCAUUGGAAAGGCCAAGAUUGAGCGCCCUGGUAAAGAUUUGACCAUCGUUUCCCUCUCCCGCUGCGUUGGACUUUCCCUCAAGGCCGCCGCCCAAUUGAAGGACAAAUACGGAGUCGACGCUGAAGUCAUCAACCUCCGAUCUGUCAAGCCUCUUGACGUCGAGACUAUCAUCAAGUCUCUCCAGAAGACCGGCCGCUUAAUGUCCGUCGAAUCGGGCUUCCCUAUGUACGGAGUCAGUGCUGAGAUUCUUGCCAUCACCAUGGAAUACGGAUUCGACUAUCUGACCGCCCCGGCUGUUCGUGUCACUGGUGCCGAUGUUCCUACUCCAUAUGCUCUCAAGCUUGAGGAGUUGAGCUUCCCCCAGCCAGACACCAUUGUUAGCCAGGCUGCCAAACUCCUCCGACUGUAAACUUACGAUUCCAUUUGUGUCAUUCGAGGCGGACAGAAGACGAACUUUUGAAAAAGAACCAAUAUUUAAUUCCAUCACGCGUCUCAUACUGUUAGAUUGUUGCGGACCACCCUUUCCUAUUGUCAUUAUUUGAGCCGAUACUAGAAUUGUACGACUAUUUAUCAAGAGCAUUCUGUCUUCCAUCUGCCGCCUUGGACUUUUGUAUAGAUCAAUACAACA